Symbiodinium sp. CCMP2592 is the source of this 2820-nucleotide messenger RNA. Lineage: Eukaryota; Dinophyceae; Suessiales; Symbiodiniaceae. The record is from the annotation of a GenBank genome assembly.
AUGGACAACAUUCUGCUGCUCUCAGACAGCUACAAGGUCAGCCACUGGCGUCAGUACCCUCCAGGGACGCAGUACGUCUACAGCUACUUCGAAAGCCGCGGCUGCGAUCGAGAGGGCUGGGAUGAAGUUUGCUUUUUCGGCCUGCAGUACUUCUUGAAGCGCUACCUGAGUGGGAAGGUGGUUACCCGAGAGAAGAUUGAUGCAGCGACAAAGAUCUAUUCGCAGCACUUCGGUGAUGGAACAAGUGAGAAUCCAGAGCUAUUUUACAAGGAGGGCUGGGAGUACAUUCUCGAGAAGCAUGGUGGCAAGCUGCCAGUCAAGAUCAAGGCGCUCCCAGAGGGCACUGUGGUCCCGACGAAGACCGUGCUCAUCACAGUGGUUAACACAGACCCCGCCUGCUACUGGCUCACAAACUUCCUGGAGACGCUACUGGUGCAGGUCUGGUACCCCAUGACCGUUGCGACCAACAGCCGCUACCAGAAGUUGUCCAUCCAACAGUACUUGGAGGAGACCGGCUGUGAAGACUGGGCCCCUCCUGGAGGUUCCUCGUUCAAGCUGCACGACUUCGGCUUCCGAGGAGUCUCAUCAGUGGAGUCAGCCGCGCUGGGUGGCAUGGGCCAUCUAAUCAACUUUAUGGGAUCUGACACCGUGAUUGCUCUCUCUGCCGCGCAAGAGUACUAUGGUGCCAAGAAGGCCGUUGGAUACUCUAUUCCAGCAUCGGAGCACUCCACGAUCACGUCCUGGGGGGUUGAGGGCGAGCUCGAUGCCAUGCGAAACAUGCUGGACCAGUAUCCGACAGGCCUCGUCGCCUGUGUGAGCGACUCCUUCGACGUCUUCAAAGCUUGCAGGGAAUACUGGGGCGGUGAACUCAAAGAGAAGAUCAAAGGUCGCAUCAGUGAGAGCAGUUUUGGCCAGCUCGUUGUUCGACCCGACAGCGGAGAUCCGGAAGAGACCUGCGUUGCCAUCAUGAAGAUCCUUCUCGAGUGCUUCGCGGAGGAUGUCAGCCGAACGGGGGCGUUUUGCACGGGGCCUCCGACCACUGGCUCAAGGUUAGGACGCCGAGAAGCCUUAGGCUUGUUCGGCGAGAAGAUGCAAGAGCAGCUUAGAGCUGCAGCUGGCGAGGAACCCCUUAUGCGACAGGCGGGCAAGGCAACUCAGAACGCCAAACGACGGAGGCUCCAAGUGCAGGGGCUCUCCGUGCAAGUGCUUGGGAACACCGGAGUGGAGAGUUCUGAGGAAUCCCAGGCGCCUCGGCCCCUUAGUACGCAAGAUGUGAACAACUACGUACCCAGCCCCGAUCGGGGUAGGGAGCCUUUCCCAGAGCGGGAUGAGGGUGGAGAGAGCGAAGAAGAGGCAGCCGGCGACGAGUGCGAGAAGGAGACCUUGUGGUCUCCCACGGAGCCGGCCACGUCAGAAGACUUGGCCCGACUCGGCCGACACAGCGAGAUGAAGGCAAAAGAGGAAGCACAGGCACCGGAAGCGCCCGCAGCGGAGGAGGAGGAGGAGGCCGAGCAGAACAGACAGCAGGCGGAGCUUAACAAAAGGGCUCUGGCUGAGCAAGAGAAGCAGAACAACCACAUGCUCCGGCCCGCCUACGGCAAGCCAUGCAGUGAAAAGGGCCAAAGCUUUCAGAAGACCGUGCCCAUCCAUGGGUCGGGUAUUGCAAGUGGACCACGACCCAUUGAUGUGCACGGCAGCAAGAGAGGCAAGAAGACUUUCCCGCGGGUUCGUGACCAGGAUGUCACCGAGACCAAGUGCCCCGGCUCGGUGACUGGACACAAGCUGCUCCCGCCAUGCAUCCGCGUGAUUCAGGGCGACGGUGUUGAUUACGAGUCCAUUCCGAAGAUUUUGAAGCGCUUCAAGGAAGAGGGCAUCGCUGCGGCAAACAUCACGUUCGGAAGUGGUGGCGCCUUGUUGCAGAAGGUCAAUCGCGACACAUUCAAGGUCGCGUUCAAGUGCGCCGAAAUCGUGCUCGAGAACGGCGAGGCCAGAGACGUCUUCAAGGAUCCGCUCACUGACGACGGCAAGGCUUCCAAAAAAGGCCGACUAACUCUGCAGAAGGCGUCGGACAUCGUCAGCUACUCCCCGGAAGAUGUGUACAAGCCGCGACAAGGGCCAGACGGUGUGAAGGGCGGUACUGGCCACCUGCACUUCACCCCAGAUGGCAAAUACGUCACCGUGGCAAGCGGCAGGGGUGAUCCAGAAAAAGACCUUCUGGUGGAUGUCUUCGCAGACGGCGAGGUGCUCAAGGAUUACAAGAUCGGCGAAAUUAGAAAGCGUGCCGACGUUCCAAAUGGUCCCUUCAUAAAUUUGCCGGAGGAGCCUGAGGAGCUUGAGCCAGUCAAGCAGGUUCCGGCUGAGCCUCAGGCAAGAAUUCUGGUGCCAGGCCAGGGCAUGGCAAGGUCUGUUGUCGCCCCGACGUACAUCUCCAACAUGCCCCUCCAACGCUUUCCCUACAUGCCGGGUCAGGGUGUCGUAAUGAUGCCGCCUGGGGCGGCCAAGGUUGGGACGGUCAUACAACACCCGAGCUUUGUGGCCGCACCGCAGGUGAACCGUCCUAGCUUUGUCGCUGCUCCUCCUGCCGCGCCUGGCCAGCCUGUAGCUCGACCGGCCAUGCCACAGAUGGCGCCGAACUUUGUGAAUGCGCCACGCGUAGUUGCAGCACGCCCUAGCUACGUUGCGGGGCCGAUGACCACCACGGGGCAGAUCCCUCUGCAGGCCACGAUGCGACCAGGAGUCAUCAUGAACGCCGGCACCAUUCCACAGAGGAGUGCCUCUGUUGGCUUCGGUAUGGGUAACGUCGUGCAGCGGGCAAACUGA